GUGGCUAUUUAUAAUGAACGAGGUGACCGGUGGCCGGGACCGCGGAUAGCCGAGCCGGAAGCGGAGACCAUGCCAGAGACGCAGGAACAGGAGCAGCACCCAGCACAACUACUCUCACAUCCAGAACCCUUUCCCCUUUCGAAUCCGAAUCCGAAUCCAGAGCACUUUCCCGACAAUAGACAACAGGAUCGCGUGCAGAACUUCUCCUUCGCCAGCAGCUAUCCCUACGCACCAGGACGAGUCUCCAACUCCAACUACAACUCCAGCUAUAAGUCAAGCUACAACCUCAACCACAACUAUAACCCCAGCUCCAACUCCAACUACAACUCGUCCGGUUUGAACGUGCAGCGGUACCAGAGUCCCUACAAUUUCCAGCACGUGGUGACCAACGCGUUCUCCGUGCUGCGCCACCAGCCGUCGGAGGAGCAGGAGCUCGACUCGUCGUAUCCCUCGCGACCCCAACAGGCCAUCGUGCGUCCGAUUCGGCGGGAGGAGGCGGCCACAGCGGAUCGCCGGGACAACGACCAGGAUGUAGAGCCCCCGCCGCAGCGAUCCUUCUUUUCCCGCAGCAACCAGGAGGUGCGCAGCUUCGCCGAUGAGCUGAGCCAGAAGCUGCGCUUCCUCGCGCCGGAGGAGAACUCGUACGGCGGUCGCCAGAGCGCCAAUUCCGGCGCCUGGAUGGAUCCCGCCAUGGCGCAGAGGCCCCGCUUCGAGACCACGGUGCCGCAGGGCAUCUUCCUGCCGCCGCCGCACGAAGUCCAGAUGAUUCCGGCCACCAUGCUGCGCAGGCAUGUCUACGCCUACUCCUCCUAUCCCAUGAUCCUUCAGAGCUACUACACGAGCAGCAAGGAUGUCUCAAGCGAGAGCAAGGAGCUCAAGGAGCACAAGGUGGCCGCCACCCGGCUGAACGGAGUGCGUGCCACGGCAGCGGUGGCAGCUGCCACAGCCGCGGCCUCCAAGUCCUCGCACGAUUCGCAAUCCCUCGCCGGCGGUCUGCACAUCACCAAGGCUCAGUUCCAACAGCAGUUGCAGCAGCGCCGCAACCACAACGCCGACAAAAGACCCAUCGUCCCGCCGCCGGAGCCUUACAAGAACGUCAUGUACGACCGGCGCGUUAUAAAGGGCAGCAACUUCGGCAACUCCUCCAUGGUGACGGACGUGGACCCCUUCGACAAGGCCGCCGAAUUGAGGCGCCGCAAUAUGCUGCGCAAGAGGACGAUGCAGUGCCGCAACCAGAGGAAUGUCCUGGGAACUCCCCCGCCGGUCAAGGGUCGCAAACACGAGACAAUCCAGACGGAGAAGUACCUGGAGAAGCUGGUGCAACGCCCGCCGGAGUUCUCCAUCGACACCCAGACGGAUCUUUUCCUCGAGAAGCCACCGACGCCGCCCUUCGUCCCGGCCAAGGUGGGCGUGGACGUGGGCACCGAGAUCGGCGACGGCGAACUCUUCCACUUCGAUGCCGAGGCGCAGCCCAUCAUCGAUGUCCUGGUGGACGCCUGCAUCGAGCAGAGCAUGCUGGAGGUGGCCCACGAGAUGGAGUUGGCCAGUCUGCGGCGCAAACAGGAAGAAUUCCUCGCCCAGAGGGAGGCAGAGCUGGCCGAGCUGCGUCGCCUGGAGGCGGAGGAGGUGCGCUUGCAGGCGGAGAAGGAGCGCCGCCUGCGCCAGGACGCGAUUGCCAAGGAGCUGGACGCCGAGAUGCAGAAGAGCGUGACGGCGGCCAAGCUGCUCCAGGGACACAUUGCCAGCCUGGUGCCGGAGGUCCUGGAGAACAUCGAGCCGGCCAGUGAUGCCGUGAAGAAGGAGCAGCUGAUGAAGAGCAUCUGCCCGUGGCUGUCCGCCGAGGUGGCCGAGGAAGUGGGCCACAUCGUGGACUCGCGCGAGAUCCUCACGGCCAUUAUCCAGGAGAUCAUCAAGCAGCGGGCCGAGAUCUAUGCCGGCUACAAGGACGGCGAGACGGAGCCAUCCGCCAAGAGUGUCGACAUCUGUGAGGAGGAGGGCUGCGCCAUCGACGAAAUGGAGGCGUGUCCUUGCGAAACGGAAACGGAAGAGUGCCCCGAUCCACCGACACCGCCUCCUCAUCUCUAAAUGAUUUCGUUUGCGUUUAGUUAUCAAUUCGAGUCCUCAAGAACGGCGGUAACCAACCCCACACACACGUACACCACCCACACACACACACACACCUGCAAAAGAACCGCUUUUAAGUCAAGGUUGGCUGCAACUUUGUUGUUGUGUCUGGCGAAGGACUCGAUUUACCGCAGGAUUCGCAAUCGGGCGCCAAACACAAUUGCACAGCGGCGGCGGCGAAACGGAAUCGAAAGGCAAAUUGUAAACUGAAUAAUUGUUAAAGGUUUUUGUGUUACCAAAAAUUCAACGAAUAAAGCUCGACAAACCAAACCAAA
Molecule: messenger RNA, 2399 nt
Organism: Drosophila ficusphila
Lineage: Eukaryota; Metazoa; Arthropoda; Insecta; Diptera; Drosophilidae
Gene: Rsph3
Product: radial spoke head protein 3 homolog B
Exons: 4
Coding region: 70-2085 (671 amino acids)
Cellular component (GO): cilium
Source: RefSeq, a predicted model, not a curated record